GAUAAGAUUAGAAAGGCAUGUAUUAUAUAAGGGAUAUGCAUUUGAUUUGAAUCAUAGAAGAUCGACAAAGUUUUUUUAAACGCCAAACUAUGCAGGUUUCUCUCUUCCUUGCUGUUGUCUGUGCCACUGUUGUUGUCAUCUACAGCGAAAGCUGCCGGGAUGACAGCGAUUGUACUCACGUGACAUGUGAUAGUUCGACAAAGAUUGGCUGUUCUCACGGAGAAUGUACCUGUCUGUCUUCGGCUACUUCCGGUUCAUGCAUCCAAGCCACAUGCGCCGCCCGUUCCGACUGCGACAGCUGUCAUUGUAGAGACAACCGUGACGUACACCACUGCUACGACGGCCACUGUUUGUGUGGACGUGGAUCUGGACCCGGCAUUGGCAAAUAAACGUGGACGUAUUGGGUCAUAAGAGAGAGAGGGAGAGAUCAUGGAUGUCAACUUCUUUAUUAUGAGUAACACAACGUUUCGGAGUAUAUGGUUACUCCUUUCUUCAGAAAGUUUACAUUUUCUCAAUGUCAAACUUCAGCAUUGGAUCACUCAAAUAUGUUCCCUCAAAUGUGUACAAGAAGUGUAAUAAAAUGUAAUAUAGCCA
This is a messenger RNA of Haliotis rufescens (red abalone), 594 nucleotides long. Its product is annotated as serine protease inhibitor Cvsi-2-like. The transcript has 4 exons. The record is from RefSeq and is a predicted model, not a curated record. Bases 90 to 389 code for a protein of 99 amino acids. NCBI's taxonomy places the organism in Eukaryota, Metazoa, Mollusca, Gastropoda, Lepetellida, Haliotidae.